This is a messenger RNA of Scophthalmus maximus (turbot), 4436 nucleotides long. Its product is annotated as transmembrane protein 132D. The transcript is spliced from 9 exons. NCBI's taxonomy places the organism in Eukaryota, Metazoa, Chordata, Actinopteri, Pleuronectiformes, Scophthalmidae. Bases 966 to 4376 code for a protein of 1136 amino acids. The record is from RefSeq and is a predicted model, not a curated record.
UUCGCCACAGUUAAGACUUUCACCACUGCAUGGCUUUAUUCUUAUGGUAUCUAUAUCUAUUUGGCUCUAUCUUCAAUGAUCUAUCAUAAACCGCUACAUGGUGGGUAAAGUAAUCGUCGCCACAUCCAUGAUUCCAAUUUCCGCCGCAGUUCUGAACAUCCAUCUUCCAUAACGGCUGCAGAAACUAUUCAUCGUGUGCUGACUCUGGGUUGACGAGACUUUGUGUCCUGUCAGAAAAUGUGGGAGUCUUGAGAUGAAACUGCGUGAAGUUCAGAUUCGAUGAAUAUUAUGUUGACUCUUUGGUCAAUUGAAAAAAAACAAUGGGGCCCCUACAUUAACAGCUUUCGAUGACAGUUAACACCAAAUACGUGGCGUUCGAUCAUUUCUUCUGAUGUUCCACCCAAACCGACGCAGGGGGUUUAUCCUUGCCGGCUGGGCACGGGACGCAGCUUUCGGAGUGGACGGACAGUGACGGAUGAUGAGUUUAGAGUCAUGAGGAUUGCGCACAAGACCGUCAGUGAUCACUGUCUGUUCAAACAGCCGUUUGAGAGCGCAGAGUCCCUGCACGGGCGGCAGACGGGGAAACGGACUCAGUCUUGAGUUGUUGAGAUUAUCUGCUUAGAAGGCUGAUACUCAUCGCAACUGAUGCUCGGUAGCGCAGUUUCAGCUCAAGAUUCCCACAUCAUCCGACCGGACACAUAGUCUCCAGGAGAGACAUCUCCGGAAUCGUUGCGCACAACUUUUACGCACAACCGGGGACCUUCCGAUGAACAUAUCUCGACGCGACGCAUGGUUAUUUCAAGCCGGAUUACACUGCAAUUUGUAUUCUCACAGGUGUGAUUAUGUCGAAUGUGCGAAAUGCAAAAAUGGUUGAAACGAUCCCCUUCAUACUCUGCUGAAACAAGACCGAACGUCGCGGACACUGGGAACUUGCCUGGAAUCAGCGAGCCUUGCCGGGUGCCAAAAUGAGCCUUUACUGCCAGAGCUGGAGCAUCUUACAGAUAGUCUUUGCAACAAUUACAGCAGUUCUCACACAAGAUUUGAGCAGUAAAGAGCUGACCGACAGGAAGAGCCCAGUGCCUUUCCCGGUCUUCUUGCCAGUAAACUACGACGUGCGAGAUGCUGAAUACCUCUGUCUGAAGGAGGCUGGCCAGGACUUCAUGAGGAACUCCAGUAUGCAGAGUCACACGCAGCCCUUUGUUAUAUUAAGAGCCAGCCGCCAGCCAGCUGUCAACGCCAGUUAUGGCACUAUGUCCACAGAGCAGAUCGUGCCUCUAGAUCUGGUCCAGUCUGUGCAGCUCUUCAACACCCUGGAGGUCUUCACCUUUAACUGGAAAAUCCAAGCCUUCGUGCUAACACCACGGGUUUUCUCCUCCAAGCCCAAAGUGCGGGUGCUCUUCUAUGUUGCAGGGAGGGACUGGGGCAGGGGAGAAGGAGCUGUGGAUGAGCUACCGUGUGUGACAGUGUAUGCUUUCUGGCAGACCCAGGAGGUGAGGGCUUCCUGUGCCAUGGGAGGCGAGAGGGGUACCUGCGUUGCCGAGCUGGCUCCUGCGCCAGGCUGGUUUGCUCCAGGGUCAGAGGGCACCAGCAGGGAGAGGCAGGGCCCAUCUGCAGGGAACCCUGUGGAGCUGUACUACCAGGCUCAGCCUAAAGUCAGAGGGAAAUGUAUCUCUGUGGAUGGAAGUCGUUGGAGUGGCUCACAGCAGCAGGCCGAGUAUGUUCCUGUCACUCCCAUGCAGAGGAUUGACAGCGUACGUCUUCUGCAGGUCCCUAAAGGAAUGGCAACCCUUUCUCGACUCAAGCUUGGCAAUGCCAUUGUCAUACGGACAUCCUCCAAACCUCUGAAGAAGACUGACAUUGCCACGUUCUACAUUCUCAUGGCCAGCUCUGCUCAGCUGUCUAACUUCACACUCAGCGCGACAGUUAAGAAAGGUGUGACCUUUCGAACAGCGACACCCAGUAACUCUUUACUGUGGGACAUCACUCUGGACAUGGGUGCAGAUGGAACCAUCGCUGUUAUUUGUCAGAGGAAGGCUCCCAUACCUGGAAAACGGCUUGAAAGCAGCCUGCUGGAGGUGCUUCAGAUGGAUUUUGAGGUUGAAGAGCUGAGCAGCCCUCUGGAUAGUCAGGUGAUCAUAUGGAAACUGGAGCUACCGUCCGCAUCCAAAAAUGUAACCAAGACUGAAGGCGCCAUGAGAAUCUACACCACUCAGAGAGACUUUGUUGGCUUGGCUCCUCUCGUAAUGGACACAGAGAUCCUGAACACAGCCGUGCUGACCGGGAAGAAGGUGGUGAUGCCUGUGAGGAUAGUGGCUGUGGAGGAAGAUGGAGUAGUCACAGAUGUAUCAGACUACACAGACUGUAGCUCCGCUGAUGAAAAUGUUCUCAAGGUGUCAGACAGGUGCGACUAUGUUUUUGUGAAUGGCAAAGAGACAAAUGGCAAAGUGAAGAUGAUGGUGAACUUUACCUACAGCUACCUGAGCGCUCAGCUGGAACUGAACGUGUGGAUGCCACAACUACCACUCCUGAUUGAAGUGUCAGACACAGAGCUCAGCCAGAUCAAAAGCUGGAGGGUUCCCAUACUGACCUCUAAAAGACCUGGCCGGAACAGUGAAGAAGAUGACAGGAAGGGGAAGGGAUGCAUGCUGCAGUUUCAGCACGCGCUGGUGCGGGUACUAACUAACUUCGUGGCAGAGCAGGCAGACCCUCGGGACCCUAAGGCCUAUUUCCUGGGCUCUGAUUGGCAGGUGGACGUCACAAGGCUGGUUCGAUACUUCAUGAAGGUGGAGGACCCUCGUGUAGCAAAGCUGCAGGCAGGAAGAGUACUGUCGGGACGGGACCUUGGGACCACCACUAUACAGGUGUUUUCUCCACUGUCUGAUGCAAUUUUGGCAAAGACAACUAUCAAAGUUGUGGAUGACAAAGUGACCAUCACAGAAUUGGGAGUCCAGCUGGUUGCAGGCCUCUCCAUGACUUUACAGCUCAGUCCAGGAAGCAACAGGGCCAUCUUGGCUACCACGACCACACAAGAGGUUCUACAGAGCCCCAAACAGGAAGCGUUGGUCAGUGCCUGGGUGCAGUUCAGUGAUGGCAGCCAGACACCUCUUGAUAUCUAUGAACCAGCUUACUACAGAAUGACGGUGACAUCUCUAGAUGAAGGGGUGGUGUCGGUGCAGGGCAUGCCUCCAGCUGUGGUGGCAGAGGGAGAGGGCGAGGGAGUCCUGGUCAGACUAGAGAUGUCCAUCUGUGAGGCUUGCCAGAAGUCUAAACGCAAAAGCACUGUAGCUGUGGGCAACGGAAGUCUCAAGAUCAAGUUCCAAGUGAAUAGUGGACGGCCAAACAAUGGCAAUACAAGCAGCUUUGACAGUAGCACUGUCAGCAGAAAAGACAAUGGCAGUGACUAUGGGAAUGAUGGGGAAGAGGUGGACAGUGAGAGGAAGCAGAGGAAGCAAUCUCCACGAGGCAGCUCAACCUUAGAGAGAGAGGAGAGCAUCAUGCAAAAGAUCACAACCACCAUUAAAUCUAUAGAACGAACCUUCAUAUCCAGUGGCAGCCUUGGAGGAGCGGGGAAGACCAUCAAUUCAAGAAACCCCAGCAGUCCUGCCACUGUGGUUAAUGUCAGCAUGAUGAGCAGCCCCAGCGACAGCAGCAAAGGAUAUGGCUCAGAUAACAUGAUAGUGGAGGAUAUGAGCAGUGUUGGCUUUACUAGCACUGUGAAAGCCCCUGGGAACCUGGUAAACUACAACAAUUUGCCCACCAAGGUGGAAGAACCUCGGCAGGAGACAGCGGAGGUAGAAAUUGGUGGUGAAGAAAAGUUAGCCAACAGGCCUCUCACAGACUUAGAGAUUGGCAUGUAUGCUCUCUUGGGUGUCUUUUGCCUUGCUAUCUUGGUGUUCCUGGUAAACUGUAUCUCACAUGUUGUCAAGUUCAGGCACAAGAAGCCUCCCUCUCAUGGCCAUGAGCCCACAGGGCACAGGCAUGACUGGGUAUGGCUCGGCACAGACGCUGAGCUUGUGAUGAGCGUGCCAGGCAGCCCUGUGCAGCAGGACUCCCAGACUACAACCACCGUGAUAGACAUUGGGCCUGAUAAGACCCACUCUCUGUCCAGGAGGCCCAGUUGCUUGACCUCUGUUACAGACUCUCCACUCGGUUGCGUGGGCUCCCUCAGGAGUAAACCUAUGCACCCCGAGUCCCUCCACUCGCCCACCAGCAAAAGAAAGAGAGUCCAGUUCACCACCUUCUCCACACUGGACCGCCAGCAUUCGCCACAACUCCCGCCCAGGGAGAAUGGCCAUGGCAUCCACUGGGUUGGAAAAGAGAACAGUUGUGAGGAAGAACCCCAAGUGCCCAUCACAGAGCCUGGGGACCAUUUAUAAUACAGAACCUGAUCAGACCUCACAUGUACAGUAGAUGUGGCUUUGAUCACCUCAAUGCCU